Rhododendron vialii is the source of this 1795-nucleotide messenger RNA. RefSeq lists its product as uncharacterized. The transcript has 5 exons. NCBI's taxonomy places the organism in Eukaryota, Viridiplantae, Streptophyta, Magnoliopsida, Ericales, Ericaceae. The record is from RefSeq and is a predicted model, not a curated record. Bases 263 to 1330 code for a protein of 355 amino acids. Gene Ontology annotation, molecular function: DNA binding; DNA-binding transcription factor activity.
GAGAGAGAGAGAGAGAGAGAGAGAGAGAGAGAAGUUGAGAAUUCUUUAUAUGCCUAGGGCAACAAUUCUCAUUCUCAAUGAAUUCUAGCACAUUUUGCUGCAAGAAUUUGUGACCUACCAUCACCUAAUACCAUAUAUAUCCACCUCCUUUCACAACAGGAGACAUCAAAAUUCACUUCUUAGAUACAUACAUACCUAACUAAUCCCAGACACAAAGAGUACUUGAUCAUUCUCUCUAAAGAGGGAUUGACCCAAAACAAAGAUGAAGGGAAGUGAUCACAGUGGCGAAGAAUAUUCAAACACAAGCCCUAACAGCAAGACCAAGGACGAAGACGAGGAGGGAGAGGAGAUCGACGACGACGACGACGACAAAAGCGAAACUAGUAAGACGAUCAAGAACAGGUCGAGCUCGAGCAACAGCACGAUCGAAGAGAGUGAGAAGAAGGGGGCGGCUAACUCCAACGGAUCCGGUGUGAGGCCGUACGUUCGGUCCAAGAAUCCGAGGCUAAGGUGGACACCUGAUCUCCACCUUUGCUUUGCUCAUGCUGUUGAAAGACUUGGUGGACAAGAGAGAGCGACACCGAAGCUAGUUCUCCAAUUGAUGAAUGUCAAAGGCCUUAGUAUUGCUCAUAUCAAAAGCCAUCUUCAGAUGUACCGGAGCAAGAAGAUUGACGAUCCCAAUCAAGGGAAAGGGAUUCUUUUUGAUGGUAGGGAUCAUCAUAUUUACAACCUCAGUCAAUUACCCAUGAUGCAAAGUUUCAAUCAAAUUGCCCCUUCCAGGUUAAGAUAUGGCGAUACCCCGUGGAGUAGUGCUCAUCCCAACCAAGUUAGCUAUGGUGGUGGAAUAAGGGGGCUUCUUGCAUCUAAUGGAGCCAGACCUGGACCACCUUAUUCUUCAACAUUUGAGAGGAUUUUCGGAGGAACGGACAGGAAAACAUCACCGAAUUUCGAUUUCCAUAAGCAUAACCCUUUCCACCUUCCAGGCCAAGAACACUUGCAAUUUCCUCAAAGUGUUGGAUCAUGGAAAACCCUAAUCAAAACGAGCUCAAAUGAACCUACGAUAACGACUCUCCUAAUGCAACACCAACCACAGAGCACAGAGAAAACCAAUAUCGCCUCGAAAAGAAAGGUUCCGGAUUCCGAUUGCGAAGUCGACUUGAAUCUCACCCUAAGAACGAGACCAAAACAUGACGAGGAUCAGCUUAAGAAAGGGUUAAUGGAGGAUCAUCAUGAAGAAGUGGAUAGUAGUUUAUCUCUUUCUUUAUUCUCAUCUUCAUCAUCCUCAAAGCAUGCAAGGAGAAGAAGUGGUGAUCUGGAUUUGACUUUGUGAAUGAAGACGAAUUGGUCUCAAGUGAGAUUCUGAGGUACUUUUGUCUUGAACCCAAAAAUAUAUAUAUAAAAAAAAAAAAGACAAAAAUUUAAAUAAAAAAAAAAGAAGAAGAAGAGGAAAAGAUUCACAAAUCAUUGUCGUGUACUAGGCAUAUGGAUUUGGCCACUCCUGCUGCUUUUGUUGUUUAAUGGAUUUUGUAUGCAUAAAUGGUUAGUACUUUACAGACUUCAAUUUUGAGUCUUUAUUAUUUAAGUAGAAGAAUAUUGGCUCUUUUUUUUUGUCAUUACUGGUAAUGGCCACAAGGGUUUCUGAUCCGAAAGAUUCCAUGGCUCUUCGAUCCUGGUAUUUUUAAUUUGCUAAAUUAUUUAGCAACUUAAUUAUAUAUAUGGGAUUUUUUUUUUCUGUAACGAUCUCGAUUCUCGAAGGAAUACAACAAAUGACCUGAUCCAAAUUUUGUUUCAAUAA